Agelaius phoeniceus (red-winged blackbird) is the source of this 6436-nucleotide messenger RNA. RefSeq names its product rabaptin, RAB GTPase binding effector protein 1 (gene RABEP1). NCBI's taxonomy places the organism in Eukaryota, Metazoa, Chordata, Aves, Passeriformes, Icteridae. Gene Ontology annotation, molecular function: growth factor activity; GTPase activator activity. Gene Ontology annotation, biological process: endocytosis; Golgi to plasma membrane transport. Gene Ontology annotation, cellular component: endosome; endocytic vesicle. The record is from RefSeq and is a predicted model, not a curated record.
GGCCGCUGUCAGGAUGAGGCGGAGGAGGCGGUGGCCCGGCCCGGCCGCUCCCGUCUCUCUGCCCGUGGCGUAGCGGUCCCCGCCCGGAGGAGGCCGCGGCGGUGCCGCCCGCCGAGCCAUGGCCCAGCCGGGCCCCAGCGCCCAGACCGAAGAUGCUCUUCUACAACGGGUAGCAGAAUUGGAAAAGGUCAAUGCAGAAUUUCUGCGCACAAAGCAGCAACUUGAGCAAGAAUUUAAUCAAAAGAGAGCAAAAUUUAAGGAGUUAUACCUGGCUAAGGAAGAGGACCUGAAGAGGCAGAAUGCAGUGCUGCAGGCAGCCCAGGAUGACCUGGGCCAGCUGCGCACGCAGCUGAUGGAGGCCCACGCCGAGAUGGAGAACAUCAAGGCCAUCGCCACAGUGUCAGAGACCACCAAGCAGGAGGCCAUCGAUGAGGUCAAGAGGCAGUGGCAAGAAGAAGUGGCUUCCCUCCAGGCCAUCAUGAAAGAGACUGUCCGUGACUAUGAGCUGCAGUAUCACCACAGGAUGGAGCAGGAGCGAGCUCAGUGGAACCAGUACCGAGAGAACAUGGAGAGGGAAAUUGCAGAGCUGAGGAGGAGACUGUCUGAAGGCCAGGAGGAGGAAAACCUAGAAAAUGAAAUGAAAAAGGCUCAGGAAGAUGCCGAGAAGCUGCGCUCGGUUGUGAUGCCCAUGGAGAAAGAGAUUGCAGCCCUAAAGGAGAAACUGGCAGAAGCUGAAGAAAAAAUAAAAGCAGCAUCAGAGGUUAAAGAACUGAACCAUUAUUUAGAAGCUGAGAAGUCAUGUAGGACAGACUUGGAGAUGUACGUGGCUGUUCUCAACACACAAAAAUCAGUCCUGCAAGAAGAUGCAGAGAAGUUGAGGAAGGAGCUGCAUGAAGUUUGCCAUCUCCUAGAGCAAGAGAGGCAGCAGCACAACCAGCUGAAACACACGUGGCAGAAAGCCAAUGACCAGUUCCUGGAGUCCCAGAGGCUGCUGAUGAGGGACAUGCAGAGGAUGGAAAUUGUGCUCACCUCAGAGCAGCUCCGGCAGGUGGAAGAGCUGAAAAAAAAGGAUCAGGAAGAAGAUGAUCAGCAAAGGCUUAGCAAGAGAAAGGAAGAGAAGCAAAAAGAUUCAGAUGAUGAAACAAAGGCUUCAUGUUCUCUGGCCCCUGAAGAAACCCUUACCCAGCUCUCUAAUGAAGAGGUGCAUGUGAACAGCACCCAUGGCUCAGUCCAUUCCCUGGAUGCAGACUUGCUUCUUUCCUCUGGAGAAUCCUUCAAUAAACCAGACACUGAUAUGUUUAAAGAUGGACUUAGGAGAGCACAGUCAACAGACAGUCUGGGCACAUCUGGAUCCUUACAGUCCAAAGCUUUAGGGUACAACAACAAAGCAAAAUCUGCUGGGAACCUGGAUGAGUCAGACUUUGGACCACUUGUUGGAGCAGAUUCAGUGUCUGAGAACUUUGAUACGGCUUCCCUCGGAUCCCUGCAAAUGCCCAGUGGCUUCAUGUUGACCAAAGAUCAGGAAAAAGCAAUCAAAGCAAUGACACCAGAGCAGGAAGAGACUGCUUCCCUGCUCUCCAGUGUCACCCAGGGCGUGGAGAGUGCUUACGUGUCCCCCAGCGGGUACCGCCUGGUCAGCGAGACAGAGUGGAACCUGCUGCAGAAGGAGGUGCAGAAUGCAGGGAACAAGCUGGGCAGGCGCUGUGACAUGUGCUCCAAUUAUGAGAAGCAGCUACAAGGGAUCCAGAUCCAGGAGGCUGAGACCAGAGACCAGGUGAAAAAGCUGCAGGUGAUGCUGAGGCAAGCUAAUGACCAGCUGGAGAAGACAAUGAAAGAUAAACAGGAAUUGGAGGAUUACAUGAAACAAAGUGCUGAAGACUCCUCUAAUCAGAUCUCCUUGCUCAUGGCCAAGUGUCAGAAGUCAGAGAAUUUCCUCAGUGAGCUGCAGCAGGCAUUUCUGCAAGCCAAGAGAAGUGUCCAGGAGCAAAUGGCUGUCCUGACACAGUCAAGGGAGCAGGUUUCAGAAGAGUUGGUGAGACUGCAAAAAGAUAAUGAAAGUCUUCAAGGAAAACACAGCUUGCAUGUGUCCUUACAGCAGGCUGAAGAUUUCAUUCUACCAGAGGCAACAGAGGAGCUCCGGGAGCUGAUCCUCAAGUACAGGCAGGACAUCAUCAGUGUGAGGACAGCUGCAGAUCACCUCGAGGAGAAGCUGAAGGCAGAGAUCCUCUUCUUGAAGGAACAGAUCCAAGCUGAGCAAUAUUUGAAAGAAAAUAUAGAAGAAACUCUACAGCUGGAAAUAGAGAAUUGCAAAGAGGAAAUAGCUUCCAUUUCCAGUUUAAAAGCUGAACUGGAAAGAAUAAAAGCAGAAAAGGAACAGUUGGAAAGUUCUUCACAGGAAAACCUGCAGCAGCUGGAGAGUCUGCAGGAGGCAAAGAAUGCUCUAGAAGAACAGCUGAAGAAGGAGACUGCAGCAAAGGCCAACCUUGAGCAGCUGGUGUUUGAAGAGAAGAACAAAGCCCAGAGGUUGCAGACUGAAUUGGAUGUCAGUGAGCAAGUGCAGAGAGACUUUGUAAAGCUUUCUCAGACACUUCAGGUGCAGCUGGAGAGGAUCCGGCAGGCAGAUUCCCUGGAGAGGAUCCGUGCAAUCCUGAACGACACAAAACUGACGGACAUUAAUCAGCUCCCUGAAACAUGACAGGCACCCUGAUGGGCUCCAAGGCUGUGGCUGAGGUUUUUAACUCAUCUUUAUAGCAACAUUAAUUAUUAUUUAACUCUAACCGAGAGAGCAGAAGACAACAGAGGGGAGCAAUGACUUAAGUUUUGUUUCUAGAGGGGAAAAAGGUUUCGUACUGGGCAGGAAGAGAGCACAAGGGUGACUUGUAGUGUAGGAAGGAGAAUUUCUAAUGGAAACACUAAUGAGUGCAGUGUUUCGUGUUCCACUGAGUGGGAUCAGUCCUUACAUUCUGAAAAACUUCCCUCUUUCAGCUGACUUCGUAACCUAAUAUAGAGUUUUGGAACAUAAACCCCUGUCUUUCCCUCUGUUCUUUCCCCCACUACUGUGAUCAAAGUAGCUGCUGGAAACUAUUGUCCCUCCAAAACGUUGAAGAGCAAAGUGGUUGAAGUUUUUCUGUUUGAAUAGUCAGUAACAGUAUUCAGCUAGCAGAGAGAAUGAGGUGUAGAGUAUGCUGUAUGAAUAUUUUAUAUUAAAAUAUGACUUUAUUAGCAGGACACUGGAUAUUGAUCUUAUUUCAUAACUCAGUACUUUUUUUUUAAAAAACCCAUUGGCUCUGUGAAGAAUCUGAAUGCUGCUGAAAUGUGGAUAUGAGUGAGCUGUGUAUCUCCUGAACAGAUAAAUGCUAAUCCAAAAGAAAAAGAACACUGUACUGAGAAUUUAACUCCUUGCCAUUUUUCUGUUGAAUUCAGAUACAGAAAGAAAAGCACAAGAAAUGCACUGUUUUGUAAUCUCUUUUCACAAAUGUAAUUUAGAAUAUGGAGCUACAACCGGUUGUUUCUCAUCUCCUAAAGCUGAGCAGUGCCUGGAAUCCCUUCUCUGUGGAAAAAAACAAACCAAAAACCAAGCAAACAAAAAACCCAAACAGAAAAAAGCUGGUAAAAGUCAUGUGCAUGUGUGAGCAUUGGCCUGAGGUGGGGCAGGUGUGCUCUGCUCUGGGGGUGGCACAGGAGCUCUCUGGGGAGAGAAGGUGUCCAGUGAAGCUGUGAGUGAAGCUGUUCCUGCCCCCUCUGCCAGGGCAGUGCCAGCACCCAGGGAGGCACUGCCAGCCCCUCCUGGGCAGGGCACAGCCUGCAGGAGCUGCAGGGUUGUGCUGCUGGAGGGGGCAGUGCAGCUCUGCUGUCCUGCACUGCUCAGGGCUGCCUCCUGUGCUUGCCCUGGUCCUGCUCCCAGACUGUUGAAUUACACUGAGUAAUGUGGCAGCAGAGGCAGGAAAUUCUUGGGAUCACUCAGUUGCCAGGUUUGGGUUUCUUGUUCUAUAAAUGUCCAGAGGUAACAUGAGCAUUCUUCCUCCUCCUCCUCCUCCUCCUCCUCCUCCUCCUCCUCCUCCUCCUGCACUGCUGGAGCUCCAUGCAUGCAGCUGGACACAUUCCUGAGCUGUUGCAGGUGUUGAUGAUCCUGGUGGUACAAACCCAAUUCUUGAACUUUACAACUCAGUUCAAAGGAGGCUGAAGGAGCAGAUCCUGCUGUCCAAAACUUCUUAGCUUUUCCUUCAUUCCUUGAUGUUUUUUCUUCAUAUACUUGGCCAGAGAUCUGCUUUUCUUCAUCACCUUCAAAAGUGACAGAAAAUGCUCCAAACUGCAAUGCACAUGACUAUAUAUUUUAAGUGCUUAGAUCCUAUUUUUAGCAGUGUAUAUCCUGCUACUGACAUAAAGUCAGAACCAGUGGUUUUGAAGAGGAAUGCCUUAAAAACAGCCAAAAAAGCAUCAUACAAGCUCAAUUCCUUGCCACUCAUUACAAGAAUUAAAGCAUUUUAUUCACCCUAGCAAUUAAUUCCCUUCAUAAUCCUGACACCCAAAAGCAAUUUUUCCUACCUUAGUAAUGACUAACAGAUGGCAGAGCUGUCAUGUCUAGAGAUGACACUUACUGUCACAUAAAGGUGACGUUGAAGUGUGGCUUGAGUCUGAUUUGGCAAUUACCAGAUUAGGGGUUUUUUACUCUUCCUCACUAUUUGCUGAACUGUGGGUGACAGCAGCCAGGUCCUGAUGCAUAAAUCCAGGACCAGAUGUUUUCAUUCAGUUUUCCAAUGGCUGGGUAGACUUUGGAGACAGAACUACAGGCCUUUAGUAGGAGCUGCAGAACAGAAAGGAAAGCUUUUUUCUCUGUUCCCACCCUCCCUUGCCAAAAUGUGUACCAGGUUACAGGGUUAGUUACUGUAACUGGGGCCUCACCUGUGCAGGAGGUGGAAGGAAGCCUCGUGUAUGGCAAAACUACACCACAUCCUGCACCUUCUUCAGCAAGCUGAGCUCUUUAGGAACUGCACCUUGAAGUCUUCACAGUAAAGUAUUUUUUGGUUGUGUUUCUGGAUGGUCCCAGUGUGAGAGAGCAGGGAAAGGGGCUGUUCUGGCCUUCCAGCAUCCCUUGCUGGUCCUGUGUCUGACCUGUUCUGAGCAGCCCUGGCUGUGCUGGCUCAGAGCCUUUCAGGUGCUCCAGGGCUGGGGGCUUUUCCUUGCUGUGUUUUUAUGGCUCAUGGGCACAGCUUUCCCCACUGUGGUGGUGUCAGGGCGAGCUCAUGGCUGCAGUCUGGCAGGAAGGAGGUGAGUGGGGCAAAUGCUUUGGGCUCCUUGGUAGCCCCAGGGCCUGUGGAGCUGCUCCCAAGGCAGCCCUGCAGCCCUGGGGGUGUGCACUGUGUGCUUUUCCUUGUUGGUGAACCAGGCACUGUAAAGGUCCCUGGAGGAACUUUGGUGGGGAGAGGAGGGCAGGCAGCUCUUGCAUGGUUUUUCCUUUUCACCUCCCUGUUCCAUCACACAGCCCAACACCUGUGCUCCCGUCCCAGUACCAGCUGUGGCCAUUUUAGUGUUGGAACACGAGUCACCCUUUUCACCAACUGCUGUAAUGUCAGACUUUUAAACAAUUCAGUUUGCAAUUGGAACCCUGGCUGUUCACAGAAGUGGUGGGAGAUGUGCUCCCUGCAAACUCCUGUCCCUCCUGGGGGAAGGACAGCAAAGCUUCAGCAGCAGCAACUGAGCUUCUGCUGAACUCAAACUCACAGGGGCCUUGAAAAGCAAAACAAGACAGUGUGUGCCAAAUUUGCAGAGCAAAUUUAAAAGACUGUAAAUGUAGGAAAAGCUCUUGGUGUAGAUACUCACUGGAUGAUGGAUUCUGGUGUUGCUGCUCAUGAACAUGAGAAAACAAAUGCUCUUCCUUCCAGUUCUGGGUGUUGUGGAGCACGGCUGGGGCCAGGGUGGCUUCUCCUGGCUCAGGCAGUGUCACUGCUCAGCUGUGCCAGGGGAUGAGCUGUUGGUGGAGGCUGUAACAGGGCCCAGGUGGAGUUCUGUCUGCAUUCCUGUACCUGUAUAGUCUUAACCUGUACAAAGUGUUCUUGCAGCAUGUCUGGUACCCCCCAGCAGUGCCCCCCCUGUUUUAGCAGUGCAGUAACUCCUGUCCCCCCUGAGCUUCACCAUGGCACCUUUUCCAAGGGCAGGGGUGAGGGACAACAAUUCCUUAUUGUCCACUAGAGUCUGUCUACAGCAGAGACUGAAUUGGCCUUGCAAUGGCAAGAAGGACUGCAGAGCCAUCUUGGCAAAAGGCAAACAGUGUUUGGAAGUGAAUACUGCAUUCCAGUGAGCCAAGCCAUUGGUGUCCUGUGCAAUCGUGGGUGUAGAAUUCUGCUGUCUCCAGGAUUCCAGUGUAACCAUUUGUUAACUGUACUGAAGGUGUGUCCUUUAUGGAGAAAGUGUUCCAAAUUAAAAAAAGCUGCUGAAG